CAUCUCUCCGGCUGCUCCACCACUCUCCAAGUGUCCACUUGAUCCGUGAGUGGCUGCAGAAAGAAGGGGAAACCGCGAGCGAGAGAAAGCGAAAGAGAGGGACAGCGCCAUGCUGAGGAACUCCACGCACAGAGGCAUGCAUCCGGGGGAGGAGGCGAGGAUGCGCGGCGGGAGUAGCGUGGCUCGGGAGCGGAGACACCUUGCUCUUCGCAUCAACAACCAGGAUGAAGUGAAGCGCUAUCAUCGCUAUUGCAAUCACAGUGGAGGGCAAACGGCUCCCAAGGUGGAGAGGCACCUCCAGAGGGGCGAGGUGGAGGCAGACAACAGGCUUCAUCGCCGCGGGCAACAGCAGCCACACUUGGAAAUCAAGGCUAUUGUCAUCCAGCGUGCCUGGCGCGCCAGCGUGUCACGCCGAGGGAAUUGGCAGGAACAUGACAGGAACGGAAGAAGCCAGAGUCCCGAUGACACCGUAAGGACCACCGACCUUUUCCCGGAGCAGCUCAAGAGCGUCCAGAGCGGCUUCAAGCACACUAACGGUGGAGGCUUCCAGCUGCAGACUGAGGACCUGACGGUGGAUCAGGACGACAACGUCAACAUGAACGUCCCGCCCUUUGAGACCAAAGUUUUGAUCAUCCAGCGCGCCUGGCGUGACUUCCUCCAGAGACAGGAAGCGGACAAGAGGAGCCCCUCCCCGUCUUCGCUGUCUUCCUCGGACAAGAUGAGCAUGUCCAUCAGCAUGGCCACCCUCUCCGAUGGCAGCACCCCGGACUACCGGGAGGAUGGCAUGGACCUGGGGAGCGACGCGUCCAGUCGCUCCAGCUCAGAGUCCAAUUCCAACAAAGUUACUCCUUGCUCCCCUUCUCCUGACCUGCCCACGCUGGAUGACUAUAAAUCCUCCCCUUCUCUGGACCUCGUCACCCUUGAGGACUAUGAGGAGGAUGAGGACUACCAAGAGUACAAGAAGAAGGUGAUGGAGGAGUGGGAGAGCGAGUACGGAGACAACUACGCCUCUCCGCAAGCGCCCGGUCAGGAGGGAGGCAGAAGUGGCAUCAUGGGGCCCGACGAGGUCAGCGAGGGCGACAGGAAGAGCAGCCGCAGCCUUGGAAAAGAAUUACAGGAUGUGAAGUCUGUUCCGCCCCUCUCGGCCCCGAGCGGGCACACCACCGCCGCCGCCACCAUCGCCGCCAUCCCUGAGGAACUCAAACAAAACGGGAAUGUGAUUUCGCCUCGUAGCAACCUGCUCCACUCCCCUGGCACACCACAGGGGGGACUCACGGGGACUCCCAAGCCCAGGCACCAAAGCUUCAGUCAAAGCAGGGGCAGCCGCAGCACAGGCGGGGGUGGCGGAGGAGGAGGCGGUGUUGGGACUGUGGGACGUAUGGGGGGUUACAGAGAAGAGGAGGCUGUAGAAGAAGAGACUCUGCCCACCAUGGACUGGGCAGCCCUGGAGAGGCACCUGGCGGGGCUGCAGUGCCGAGAGCAGGAGAACCAGAACCUCAAUUACAACCAGAACCACAACAUAGGCAAGACCAGCUACACCUCAGCCCAAAAGAAUGAGAGGGAGUCUAUUAGGCAGAAGUUGGCCCUGGGCAGUUUCUUCGACGAUGGGCCUGGCAUCUACACUAGCUGCAGCAAGAGCGGCAAGCCUAGCCUUUCGUCACGGCUCCAGAGCGGCAUGAACCUACAGAUCUGCUUCGUCAACGACAGCGGCAGCGACAAGGACAGCGAUGCGGACGACAGCAAGACGGAGACCAGCCUGGAUACGCCUCUGUCCCCCAUGUCCAAGCAGAGUUCAUCCUACUCGGACCGGGACACCACUGAGGAAGAUUCCGAGUCCCUGGAGGACAUGGACUUCCUGAGUCGGCAGAAGAAGCUCCAGGCGGAGGCCAAGCUGGCGCUGGCCAUGGCCAAGCCCAUGGCUAAGAUGCAGGUGGAGGUGGAGAAACAGAACCGCAAAAAGUCACCCGUGGUCGAUCUGCUCCCACACAUGCCUCACAUCAGUGAAUGUCUCAUGAAAAGAAGCCUGAAGCCCGCCGACCUGAGGGACAUGACGCUGGGGCAACUCCAGGUUAUCGUCAACGAUCUGCACUCCCAGAUCGAGAGUCUGAACGAAGAGUUAGUCCAGCUGCUGGUGGUCAGAGAUGAGCGUCACAUGGAACAAGAUGCUAUGCUGGUCGACAUCGAGGAUCUCACCAGGCAUGCUGAGAGCCAACAGAAACAUUUGGCUGAGAAGACCCUAUCCAAAUAAGAUGCGGUCCCCACCCCCCUGUCGCCGUUCCACCUUCACCGCUCACCACCUGCCAACCCUCCACCGCCUGAACCAAAAUGAACCUCGCCAAACCAUGACGCCUCCAUUUUGAUCCAAAUUUACCCGCUCGUCUCCUUUCGCUGCUUCCCCGCUUUCUCCCGAUGCCUCAAUCGCCUGCACAGAAGACCGCCUCCAUCUUUCAUCUGCUUGCGUUGCUUAAAUCCAGGGGAUACUUCCCCCAAAAGGAGGAGGAGAGGAGAGGGAUUGUGUAUUGUCAUGGAUUCUGUCCCAGCUUCCUGUGCAGUGAUCGGCCUUGCUUUGCUCUCGUUUCCUUACAAAUUUCUACAUUCGCCGCUAAAUUAUUACUGUCAAAUGCAAAAAUUGUGGGAAAAAAAAAGUCAAGUCAUAGUGAAAACUUUAGUAGAAAGUCAGUCUUAAGAUUUAAAAAAAAUAAAAAAUAAAAAAAAAAGAGUAAGAAAAAGAAACAACACUGUCUAAAGAAAAAAAAUGAUGGCUAAUUAUCUUCGGAGCAUUUUAAGUUGGACUGUAAAGUAUUUCAACCUGUUUUUAUUCUGCACAAAUGGUAGUUUUCAACUGAUAAAUGUUUAUUUGAAGGUGCUAAAAGAGUGUGAAGGAAACAUGCCUGCCUUGUAGUGGAGUCGUAGCUUUUGGUAAAUACAUUCACUCGAAUUGCUCUUCAACAUUAUGUGAAUGUUGAUUUUAAUUUUUUUUUUUUUUUUCGGACACGAGUCAUUUUCCAAAAGAAUCGGUGUGUUCAUAUCGUUUUCAUCCUGCUGUGUUCAGAAACUUUAUUUGAGGGAAGAACGUGUUUAUGUACAGAUAUGUAAAUUAAGAAUAAACUUUGUUUCAUAUA
This is a messenger RNA of Hippocampus comes (tiger tail seahorse), 3122 nucleotides long. It is a transcript of the gene schip1, whose product is annotated as schwannomin interacting protein 1. The transcript is spliced from 15 exons. The record is from RefSeq and is a predicted model, not a curated record. Gene Ontology annotation, cellular component: plasma membrane; cell junction. The coding region runs from base 110 to 2248 and encodes 712 amino acids. Lineage: Eukaryota; Metazoa; Chordata; Actinopteri; Syngnathiformes; Syngnathidae. Gene Ontology annotation, biological process: positive regulation of hippo signaling.